Molecule: messenger RNA, 3549 nt
Organism: Gambusia affinis (western mosquitofish)
Lineage: Eukaryota; Metazoa; Chordata; Actinopteri; Cyprinodontiformes; Poeciliidae
Gene: rassf2b
Product: Ras association domain family member 2b
Exons: 11
Coding region: 439-1431 (330 amino acids)
Biological process (GO): positive regulation of JNK cascade; regulation of non-canonical NF-kappaB signal transduction; signal transduction
Cellular component (GO): cytoplasm; nucleus
Source: RefSeq, a predicted model, not a curated record
UUCCAAACCUCAGGGCCCCAGCGUCGCUCCUACGCAACGCGCCCCGCCACAACAGAUGGAGCUCUCUCUCUCACUCUCUGUCUCUGUCCUCCUUCCACGAGAUCCUGGAUGCUUGGCCGCACGCGCAUCGCUCUGAUUGUUUCCAACGGCAGGAGCACGAGACCAAGUUGUACUCAUCCGUGGGCCGAAGGUUGAUCCUCAAGAAAAGAGGAGAAGAACCGAGAGGGAGCGCGGUAGAUGAGCCAAGAAAGAGUAUCCUAAAGUCGGCAAGAAAUCCAGCUCAGCAAAAAGAGCUUCGUGGGCUGUUCAGGACCGGACAAACUCCCAGAACCUGACACACCUGACCCCGAUUGGACCGAUCCGACCCUGUGCUCUCUGUCCACACAGGUGCAAGAAAAGCCUGCCGUCUCCUCUGUGAGUCUCUCAUGCUAACCGAGUAUGGAUGACACACAGGACGGGGUUCAGAUCGGAGAGAAAAAGUUCAUCAGCAAGGCAGCAAUCCUCUCAUAUCUGAAAACAUACAACCUUUACUAUGAUGGGCAGAAUCUCCAGCUCCGACACAGAGAGGAAGAAGAGGAGCUGAUUAUCGAAGGCUUGCUGAAUAUCUUUUGGGGCCUUCAGCGGCCAAUCAGACUUCAGAUGCAGGAUGACCACGAGCGAAUUCGACCGCCGCCGUCCUCCACGUCCUGGCACUCAGGCUGCAACCUGGACAGCCAAGGGCAAGUGAAACCAGACAGGUCUCCCAACAACAUAGACGGUCAGCAGACCUCAGAACAAAAUCCUCCCACUGUGGAAGUGACGCCACCUGACAGUAAACAGGAAGACAACACGGAGACGGAUGAAGAGGACAGUGAGAGCUCCGCUCAGCUUCUCCGGACGAAAAGCGACGCUGGCGUUUUAAGACGCGGCCAGCGGCGGUCUCCGAGCGACCAGAGGAAAAUCCGACGCCAUCGAUUCUCCAUCAAUGGACACUUUUACAACCAUAAGACAGCCGUGUUUACGCCUGCGUAUGGGUCAGUAACUAAUGUCAGGAUCAACAGCUGCAUGACCACACCGCAGGUGCUCCGGGUUCUCCUCAACAAGUUUAAAAUUGAAAACAGCCCGGAGGAUUUUGCUCUCUAUCUUGUCCAUGCAAGUGGAGAGCGAGUGAAGCUGAAGCGGACUGAUUUUCCUCUGGUGCUGAGGGUCAUUCAGGGUCCAUGUGAGCAGGUCUGCAAGGUCUUCCUCAUGGAAGAAGACUUGGGUGAAGAAGUCACAUAUGAUGUGGCGCAGUAUAUCAAGUUUGAGAUGCCUGUCCUUCAGAGUUUCAUCACCAAGUUGAAGGAAGAAGAAGACAGAGAGGUGCAGAAGCUCAGAAGAAGGUAUAAUUACCUGCGGUGUAUAAUAGAAAAGCAGCUUCGUGGUCUUCCAGAAGGAGCAAAGUGUAUUUAACGUAUUGAAGGUGAGGAUUUCCUCCAGCACAAACUGUUAGGAACUGUUUACAUCCGCCGCCAACAGAGAGAGAGAGAGAGCGCGUCGAUCAGGCAAGAACUUCUUCUUUCUAACUCCUCCACUUCACUCUUCUGCUGUCUUCCUGUACACCAUCACAUACAUGGCUCAAGUGAUUUUACCUUUUUCAUUUGUAUUUUUAUUUGAUAAGCUUCCUGAGCCUAAAAUAAGAGGCCACAUCCUCUGUUCAUAUUCUAAUCAAGCACAGCUGUAAUGUGACAUAAUUAUAGUAAAGUGCCUAUUUUAACCUCUUCCGAGCACAAAAUGCUUACGAAUGAUCAAAAAGAGCCAGAGCUAAUCGCACUAGCUGAAAGCACAAGGUUUUGAGAUCCAAGCGCUGAUGCCAAUGUUUGCAUUUCCAUUCCUCCCUGAGCUGAGCGAGUCUGAGAACUGAAUUUACAUCAGCCGCCUUCGUUUCACUGCAGCUGAUAAAUCCUAAUGCUCAGAUUUAUGUUGUUAUUAGCUGUUCUGUAAACUGAAUGUUAUGUUUGUUUUGAUACAGACGGGAAAAAAAAUGACUGCAUGUUUUAAUGUGUGAGUUCAAUGUUUGGUUUUCACAAUUUUUAAGUUACAUCAAAUAACUGAAGGUAUUUCACUGAGAUCUCGUGGUACAGAGCAGCAUAAAGUCGGGCUUUGUUGUAAAGUGGAACAAAAAUAUUCGAGAAAAAAGUCUCUGAGAAAUGAAAAUGCUACUUUAACCAGAAAAUAUGCAUCUUAUUAAACAAAACUGCAAAAACAUAAAAUCUUGCAAGAUAUUUUUGUCUAGUUUCUAGUGCAAAUAUCUCAGUACACUUGGAAUAAGACAAAUCAAGUAACUUUUUAGCAAGAAGUAGGAGCUUGUUUUAAGUCAAUAAUAAUUCCUUAAUAUUGAUUAAGUAUUGUUCCACUGGUAUGUUAUUUUACUUAUAACAAGACAUUUUUCCCAUGUUCAGUCUUCUGUUUCUUGGUCUUCAUGAUGAACACGCACUUUUCAAAUUUGUUUGUAAAACAUUUUUCAAACAUACAAUUUUUCUCCACUUUACAAUAAAUUUUUAUGUUGGUCUGUCUCAUAAAAUCCCUGUAAAAUUCACAAAAGUUUAAAGUUGCAACAUAACAAAAUGUGGAAAAGUUAUAUGGGUGUGAAUGCCUUUGCAAAGCACAAGUAUAUUUUAUCUACAACCAGCAGCUGCCAAGACUGUAAACCAGGUGAACUGACUGACAUUUAGGUCCAAAACUAAAAUCACUUCAUGAAGCUGAUUUACAUGUUCAACCUGUUUCAAAGGGAAAACAAACCGGAGUUACAGAUUUUAUGUUAUCAUUUGCCUUCUUCUAAAAGUCUAGCUCAUUUUAUUUACACUUUGAUUUUUUUCAGUAUUUUAAAAAACCAGAAUAAUUGAGCUAAAUAGUAAAUUUUUAUCUUCAGAUUUUGUUCCUACAGACAGACGCAGGCUGACUGUUAGCUGAUUUUUUUGGUAAAUGUUUGAAUGACGCGUUUGUUUUUUUGGUGGUUUUUUUUAAACGGACGGUUACAAUUCUUGUGAUUUGUUUCAUGUUAAAAACCUGAUUUUACAAAAAAAAAAGGGCCAAAAGUGACAGUUUGUGGGAUUUUCUUCAUGUUCAGCAAAAGAUUUAGUCGAAAAAGCACAAGAAAAUUAAAGCUGUGAAUUAUUUUGUUGAUUUUUAAAGGAGAAUGUCUGAAAUGUUUUAAACGAGCAUUAAAAGCAGCAACGUUUGGCUCCAAAUGAGCAGCACUUUGCGUAUGAUUGUCGCGUCUUUAUCGUUUUUCCGCGGAUGGCACCCUGCAGAGUUUCUGUGUGACUCUGAAAGCGCGCAUGUUUAUAUUUUCAGUGACUUCUUUGUAUUGUCUUUUAGAAAACAUACAGUCGACUUUCAAGGCUUGUUAAUGUGAAGACGACAUUCCACCCCUUCAAAAAUUUGUUUUUUUUGUUUGUUUUUUACAGUGAUAUUAUUUAAUAAAAAUCUGUUUUCGGAAAAUUUGUUCAUAUUGUGUAAUUGUUUUGUUCAAGUUAAUGAUUAUAAUGUAAUUUAUUGUGUUGCUUUUUGGUACAAUUAAAUGUUUCA